This is a messenger RNA of Arctia plantaginis, 1533 nucleotides long. The record is from the annotation of a GenBank genome assembly. NCBI's taxonomy places the organism in Eukaryota, Metazoa, Arthropoda, Insecta, Lepidoptera, Erebidae.
AUGAAUAAGUUAUUUCCUGUGAUAUCAAGACGCUUAUCUCACGUAUGUAGUUUAAAACCCUACAAAGAAACGAAAUGGUUAAUGCCGAAUGGAAAUCCAACCGGUGCUUAUAUUUACAAUUGUGUUGCGAAUGGAAAAGUUCCAGUAAUAUUAAGUGAUCCGCACAUUGCCACCUGGUACUCGUGCGGUCCUACGGUGUACGACUCGGCUCAUGUCGGCCACGCGAGUUGCUACGUUAAGUUGGAUAUUAUUCAACGUAUUCUGAAAUCUUUCUUCAAUAUCAAACUUGUGACUGCCAUGGGCAUCACGGAUAUUGACGACAAAAUUAUCAAGAAAUCAAUUGAAACUAAAACGCCCUUCACGAAUGUCGCUAAGCAGUAUGAAAAUGAAUUUUGGCUGGACAUGUCAUCGUUAAAUAUUGAGAAACCUCUGAUAAUUACGCGAGUAUCGGAACAUAUUGGAACCAUUGAGAAUUUUAUUCAGAAAUUGGUAGAUUCUGAGAUGGCCUAUGUUACUUUUGAUGGUUCAGUAUACUUUGACACUUCUAAAUUCCCGACAUAUGGUAAGCUUCAAAAAGUUCAAAAAGAAGGAGAAGCAUCAAAUGAAGAAAAAAGACAUAAAAUGGAUUUUGCUUUAUGGAAGGCUAAAAAGCCUGGAGAACCUUCUUGGGAUGUUGCUUGGAGCACAGGCAGACCUGGAUGGCAUAUAGAGUGCUCAGCUAUGGUCAGCAAACUUUUUGGGUCUCAAUUAGACUUCCAUGCGGGUGGUAUAGAUCUGCAAUUUCCUCAUCAUGAAAAUGAAGAGGCACAAUCUUGUGCUUUUCACAACACAAGGCAGUGGGCCAACUAUUGGAUCCAUGUUGGCCACUUGCAUGUGAAAGGAGAUGUUAAAAUGUCUAAAUCUCUUCAGAACACUAUUUCAAUACCAAGUAUUUUAGAAAAGUAUAGUGCUGAUGUAUUCCGGAUGGCUUGUUUAACUUCAAACUAUAGAUACACAAUGGAAUAUAGUGAUGAGAUGAUGAAAACUGCUGAAGAAGUCUUGAACAAGUUUAAAUUUUUCCUGAAAGAUGCUUCCGUUUAUGUGAAUAGCAGUGCACCAGGAAUUAGAGAUUACAAGAAAAAAAUAAUUGAUGAUUUGCAGAAAAUUGAAGAGGCUAAUUUGGAGGCAUUAAAAUCAGAUUUUGACACUGCAACUUGCAUUAAUAAUCUCUUAACUUUAGUUAGCAACGCAAAUAGAAUUAUUAAGUUAAACAGUAAUGAAUACUACCCAGUACCUAUAGUGUUAAUAGCUGAAUAUAUUACUAGCGUUUUAACCAGAUUGGGUUUGAAAUUACAAGACUGUGAAGAGAGCAUUAUUUCAAAUACAAUAAUAGAUACUUUAGUAGAAUUUAGACAGAGUGUGAGGUUGAACGCCUUAAAAAGGAAAGAUAAAGAUAUGCUACAGGCAUGUGAUGUUGUAAGAGAUAAACUGAAGAAAAAUAAAAUACAUAUAAAUGAUAGCCAAAAAGUUUCUUCUUGGGUAUCUACCAAAUAG